Molecule: messenger RNA, 1662 nt
Organism: Panthera uncia (snow leopard)
Lineage: Eukaryota; Metazoa; Chordata; Mammalia; Carnivora; Felidae
Gene: PRKACA
Product: protein kinase cAMP-activated catalytic subunit alpha
Exons: 10
Coding region: 520-1602 (360 amino acids)
Biological process (GO): peptidyl-serine phosphorylation
Cellular component (GO): nucleus; cAMP-dependent protein kinase complex
Molecular function (GO): protein kinase A regulatory subunit binding; ATP binding; cAMP-dependent protein kinase activity
Source: RefSeq, a predicted model, not a curated record
GUGCCAUCCUCUGGGUAGUUCAGCACCCACUGAGGAAGUCAGGACCUGGCAUCUUGGGAGCAGUGAAGUCUCUGGAACAGGAAGUUAGCUUUAGCACUCCACCCCUGGGGCAGCCAGGCCAGCCAGAAGGGACACCCUCGGGAGAAUCUUCCCACUGCCUUCUGCCAAGGAGGGCCUUUGCAAACCUUGGCCGGCCAGGAGCAGGUACCUUUAAAUGCUUCCCUGGCAACCAGCUCCUCCUCCCCGGUCCCCCGAGGCCCUCCAGAGGAAGCCAGCUUAGAGGCUCUGCGUAUUCCUGGUUUCCCUGCAGAGGGAAGAUUCCAGGGAGAGCCUAGGGCAGCCUGGGAUGGAUACGGGGUCAGGCAGUGGCCAGGGCGGUGACUCGGAGACGACCUUCCAGCUGUGGCUACAGCUGCUCCUCUGGGCCCACCUGACUGUCCGUUUCCUGGGCUACCUGCACCACGCCUUCUGGGCACCUGAGGCGCGGCCAGCACCCUGAGCCCCCCUGGCCAGGGGCAGAUGGGUCCCAGCCCACUCUAUCCCUCUCCACCCCUCCCAUUGCACGAAGCAGAGGUGAGUAUGGGGACUCCAGUGAAAGAGUUCUUAGCCAAAGCCAAAGAAGAUUUUCUUAAAAAAUGGGAAAAUCCUGCUCAGAAUACAGCCCAUUUGGAUCAGUUUGAACGAAUCAAGACCCUCGGCACGGGCUCCUUUGGGCGGGUGAUGCUGGUAAAGCACAAGGAGACCGGGAACCACUUUGCCAUGAAGAUCCUCGACAAACAGAAGGUGGUGAAGCUGAAACAGAUUGAGCACACCCUGAACGAAAAGCGCAUCCUGCAAGCGGUCAACUUUCCGUUCCUCGUCAAACUCGAGUUCUCCUUCAAGGACAACUCGAACUUAUACAUGGUCAUGGAGUACGUGCCUGGCGGGGAGAUGUUCUCACACCUGCGGCGGAUUGGAAGGUUCAGUGAACCUCACGCGCGCUUUUAUGCGGCCCAGAUCGUCCUGACCUUCGAGUACCUGCACUCACUUGACCUCAUCUACCGGGACCUGAAGCCGGAGAACCUCCUCAUUGACCAGCAGGGCUACAUUCAGGUGACAGACUUCGGUUUUGCCAAGCGUGUAAAAGGCCGCACCUGGACCUUAUGCGGGACCCCUGAGUACCUGGCCCCGGAGAUCAUCCUGAGCAAAGGCUACAACAAGGCCGUGGACUGGUGGGCCCUAGGGGUUCUCAUCUACGAGAUGGCCGCUGGCUACCCGCCUUUCUUCGCUGACCAGCCCAUCCAGAUCUAUGAGAAGAUUGUCUCUGGGAAGGUGCGGUUCCCAUCCCACUUCAGCUCCGACCUGAAGGAUCUGCUGCGGAACCUACUGCAGGUGGACCUCACCAAACGCUUUGGGAACCUCAAGAAUGGAGUCAACGAUAUCAAGAACCACAAAUGGUUUGCCACAACUGACUGGAUCGCCAUCUACCAGAGGAAGGUGGAAGCUCCCUUCAUACCAAAGUUUAAAGGCCCUGGGGACACGAGUAAUUUCGACGACUAUGAGGAGGAAGAGAUCCGAGUCUCCAUCAAUGAGAAGUGUGGCAAGGAGUUUACUGAGUUUUAGGGGUGUGCCUAUGCCCCCAUGGGUUUUCUUUCUUUCUUUCUUCUUUCUUUCUUUCUUUUU